CUUCAUCUACUCUAAAGGAGCCUCUAACACUAGAGACUACCAGCAAACAAAUCAAGAGAGACAGACGACUGAGCGAGGAAAUACCUAAGGACUCCUCCGAAGACAGACUUUAUCAAGCUUUCAUAAACUGGGAACAGGAUUCCUCUUGAACACGCACAAGAAAUUUAUCCAAGAUGCUGAUGCUUACUGUUGUCGUUACCUUCCUUGGAAGCCUCCACUUGGUCUUCUCCGCCGCCGCCUCCUCCUCUUGCCCCUCCAUGUGUGAUUGUCCGCUUGAGAUGCCCAAGUGCGCACCCGGCGUGAGCGUCGUCCAGGACGGCUGCGGCUGCUGCAAAGUUUGCGCCAGGCAGCUGAACGAGGACUGUAGCCUGACCGAGCCUUGUGACCAUACUAAAGGGCUGGAGUGUAACUUUGGGGCCAGCUUUGCUGCUGCUACUACUCGUGGCAUCUGCCGAGCCAAGUCAGAGGGCAGACCAUGCGAGUACAACAGCAGGAUCUACCAGAACGGAGAGAGCUUCCAGCCCAACUGUAAACACCAGUGCACAUGCAUCGAUGGGGCAGUAGGAUGUGUCCCACUGUGCCCGCAGGAGCUCUCCCUGCCCAACCUGGGCUGUGCCAACCCCAGACUGGUCAAGGUAGCAGGCCAGUGCUGCGAAGAGUGGGUGUGUGAUGAUGGCAAGGACACAGACAUCCUGGAGAAGAUCUUUGGGAAAGACACAAUGACUGAUGAGCUGGAAAGAGACCUGACCAACAGGAACGAGCUCAUUGAAAUUGUCAAAGGAGGACUUAAGUCUUUAGCUGCAUUCAGACCACAGCCUGAGGUCCACAUGUUUGACACUCAGAAGUGCAUCGUCCAAACCACACCCUGGUCCCAGUGCUCCAAGAGCUGUGGAACAGGCAUCUCCACCAGAGUCACCAAUAACAACAGCGAAUGCAAACUGGUCAAAGAGACAAGAAUCUGUGAAGUGCGACCUUGCACCCAGUCACCUUACUCCAGUCUUAAGAAAGGAAAGAAGUGCAGCAGAACCAAGAAAUCAAGCCAGCCAGUGAAGUUUACCUAUGCUGGUUGCUCCAGCCUGAAGAAGUACAGGCCCAAGUACUGCGGAGCCUGCGUGGACGGCCGCUGCUGCAGCCCUCACGACACCAGAACCAUCCGUGUCAAGUUCCGCUGCGAGGAUGGCGAGACCUUCAACAAGAACAUCAUGAUGAUCGAGUCCUGCAAGUGCACCUACAACUGUCCACAUGCCAACGAAGCCUCCUACCCCUUCUACCGCCUCUCCAACGAUAUCCACAAGUUCAGAGACUGAUUGGUGACGAAGAUGCCAACCCCUAAGCCAGAGAGAUCAACAGUAACAAUGGCAGUCCAGAUUAAUGCAGGGGUGUAAAAAGAACACCAAUCAACUACCAGCUUCUUGUUGUAACUAGAUUCCCAAGGAAUUGUGGGCUUACAUCAUGAGGACUUUAUGAAGUGCACUGUUUGCUGUGACUACAUCAGCAUUCUUAACUAUGAACUGCUUCGUAUUAAUGGAGCAUCCAAAGUAGCUUCGUUAUGGAGCAAGAUGUAAUUAAUAUUUGUACAUUUAUGUUAGUCGCUGAUAUCAAUUCACUGUGUAUAUUUUGAUCCUUAACAUCAGACAUGACCCAGACUGUAGACUUGUGUGUGUAUAUGUACAUAUGCACAUGCGCAACUUCAAUUAGCAUACCAUCCUGUAUCUUAAGAACAAGACACCGAAAUGUCACCUCUCGACUUGUUUAACAAGUGUUUGGUUUCUUUCCCUCCUGACGUGGGCAUUACUGUUCAUGUUUUGUGGCAGCUAUUGAACUCCCUUCAUGAAAAAGACAAAGCGAAACAUGUCAAAAGGAUGAAUGAAUGUUUUUAUUAUUGUUAUUAAUAUUAUUUAUCAAAAUGUAGCUACUUUAUUUGGAUAUUAUGUGUCAUACUGGAAUAAAUUGUAAAAUGAUUUAAUUUUAUAUGCUACAAAUAAAACUGA
Scomber scombrus (Atlantic mackerel) is the source of this 1991-nucleotide messenger RNA. RefSeq names its product cellular communication network factor 1 (gene ccn1). Gene Ontology annotation, biological process: signal transduction. The record is from RefSeq and is a predicted model, not a curated record. Bases 174 to 1307 code for a protein of 377 amino acids. Gene Ontology annotation, molecular function: protein binding. Gene Ontology annotation, cellular component: extracellular region. Lineage: Eukaryota; Metazoa; Chordata; Actinopteri; Scombriformes; Scombridae. The transcript has 5 exons.